Scomber scombrus (Atlantic mackerel) is the source of this 2461-nucleotide messenger RNA. RefSeq names its product sterol O-acyltransferase 2 (gene soat2). Gene Ontology annotation, biological process: cholesterol metabolic process; cholesterol efflux. Gene Ontology annotation, cellular component: endoplasmic reticulum membrane. The transcript is spliced from 16 exons. Gene Ontology annotation, molecular function: cholesterol O-acyltransferase activity; cholesterol binding; fatty-acyl-CoA binding. NCBI's taxonomy places the organism in Eukaryota, Metazoa, Chordata, Actinopteri, Scombriformes, Scombridae. Bases 210 to 1784 code for a protein of 524 amino acids. The record is from RefSeq and is a predicted model, not a curated record.
GCAGAGAAAAGGAGAGGACAGAUCAAAAGAACUGUGACACAGACUUUCUUAUAAUACUCCAUCAACUCUCUCGGCGUGGAAGCAGCAGUUGAAACAGAGCCUCUCACCCCAUGUGGACCACUGAAUGUGCCAGAGGAUAAAAGACUGAUCCUCCAGCUGACUUCCAGUACGUAUAGCCCUAAGUGUUGUGGCCAGGGUCAGUGGUUACCAUGACGACUGAAGAGACACCGAAUGGAGUGCGGCAAAGAAACAUCAAGACCCGUACAUCAGAUGAGAUCUCCAGUCACGCUGGGAGUCAUAGUAAUGCACAGGAAGAAGAUCAGAGACAGUGGCAGAAACAUGCACAGAGAGCGAAGGAGAAAAUCAUGGAGCAGGUCCAGGAUCAGCUCAGUGAUAUUCUUGACAAAACUCUGACUUUCACUGAAUUCCAGCCAACAGUUAAUGGAAAGGCGACAAAAAAAUCUAGAUCUCACAAGAUGGAUGAUGGCAAAGUGUUUAUGGACAGGGCAUCACUGCUGGAUGAACUGUUUGAGAUCAGCCACAUCAGGACCAUCUACCACAUGUUCAUCGCCGUGCUCCUCAUCUUCUGCCUGAGCACGCUAGCUGUCGACUUCAUUGACCAGGGCAGGUUGGUCCUGGAGUUUGACCUGUUCUUCUACGCCUUUGGGAAACUGGGGACUGUCACCUUGGUGUGGAUGCUUAUGUUUUCUUACACUCUGCUGGUUCCCUACUACACUGUGAUGUCUUGGGGGUCAAUGUAUCACAUUGUCCCUUCCAAGUUGGGGUUGUCCCUGGGGACAGGUCUAUUGCUCUCUGCCAUACAGACCUGUGUGCUGGGAUUUUUCCCCAUCUACGCGGUCAUACACUACCAACUGCCACCAGCUUCACGGUUUAUUGUUAUAUUGGAGCAGAUUCGAUUCCUGAUGAAGAGCUACUCAUUCAUGAGAGAAACUGCCCCUGUUAUUAUGAAGAAUAAGCCAACGGAAGGAGAGAAUCCCACAUUCCCUACACUUUCCAGUUAUCUCUACUUCCUUUUCUGUCCAACUCUCAUCUACAGAGAAUCAUAUCCCCGGAAUAGCCACAUAAGAUGGAAUUAUGUUGGCGUUACUCUUGGCAUGAUCUUGGGAUGCUUAUUUUACGGCUACUUCAUCCUGGUGCGACUUUGUGUGCCUGUCUUCAAAAAUGAGACCAACCAGCCUUUUAGUAAACGGACAUUUGUUCUGGCUGUGUUCAACUCAAUACUACCAGGUAUAAUGCUCCUUCUGUUGUGUUUCUUUGCCUUCCUGCACUGCUGGCUGAACCUCUUUGGGGAGCUGCUGCGUUUUGCUGACAGAAUGUUCUACAAGGACUGGUGGAACUCAACAUCUUUUGCCAACUAUUAUCGUACCUGGAAUGUUGUGGUUCACGACUGGCUUUAUUACUACGGAUAUAGAGACUUCCUCUGGCUGUCGAAAAGGAAAUUCCGAACAGCUGCCAUGCUUUCCGUGUUCAUCGUCUCUGCUGUCGUCCACGAGUACGCCUUGGCCAUGGGCUUCGGCUUCUUCUAUCCUGUCAUGUUUUUCCUCUUUGCAGUCAUUGGAGUGGUGUUCAACUUUACCAUGAAUGACAAACGGCAAAGCCCUGUCUUCAAUGUCAUCAUGUGGGCGUGUCUCUUCCUCGGUCAGGGCGUCCAGGUGUGUCUGUACUGCCAGGAGUGGUACGCACAGAUACACUGUCCUCGUACAGGGAAUAGUUUCUGGGAGCUGGUGAUACCUCGCUCCUGGUCCUGCAGCAUCCAGAGAUAAAGCUGCUGGCAGCUGAUUUUUUUUCCUGAGCUGGAGGGAUGAAUGAAGAAAGGAUGGAAGAAUGCAAAGAAAUUGAGUCAUGAUGAGCUAAAUGUGAUGGGUAUGACACCAUGAAUCACAUAUAUAUAUAUAUGAUAUUUUUCUAUUUUCAGUGUGUAAAGAAACUGUGGGUCAAGAUGUGACUGUCACUUUUACCUUUAUGUUGUUAUUUAGGUGUGGCGUUACUUUUGAUCGCCACUGGAUUAUUCCAAUUUAUCAUUGCACUAAUAGUGUUGACCAGUGUUUUUAUUAUGAAGUGCUUAUAGAAUAUGAUUCUGUAAGCAAACAGUUUUACAUUAAUUAAUAGGUAGACCUUUUAUUGAAAAUCAAAAGUGUCAAAAUCUGUCAUUUUUGUGUGUAUGGAUUAAACAAAUAUGAGAUAUUUGUCAAUUAGCCAGCUUUAGAGGCAAUGAUAUGCAAAUUCUUCACCUUUAAAGACAGUAUAUCUAACUGUUUCCCUCUGCCUCCAGACUUUAUGCUAAGCUAGGCUAAUUGCCUAAGAGCUCAAUCUCCAAGUCAUAUACAAAACAAUGUGCAGGGGGCAAAAUAUGUAUAUAUUUUUUACAAGCAGUAAGUAAUCUUAAUUUCUUUACCUCCUUGAAUGUAAUUCUUUAUAUUAUUAAAUAUAUUUAACGUUC